Messenger RNA from Zerene cesonia (dogface butterfly), 1793 nucleotides. RefSeq names its product ruvB-like helicase 1 (gene pont). Gene Ontology annotation, cellular component: NuA4 histone acetyltransferase complex; Ino80 complex; Swr1 complex. NCBI's taxonomy places the organism in Eukaryota, Metazoa, Arthropoda, Insecta, Lepidoptera, Pieridae. The transcript is spliced from 10 exons. Gene Ontology annotation, biological process: chromatin remodeling; box C/D snoRNP assembly; regulation of transcription by RNA polymerase II. The record is from RefSeq and is a predicted model, not a curated record. Gene Ontology annotation, molecular function: ATP hydrolysis activity; DNA helicase activity; ATP binding. Bases 110 to 1480 code for a protein of 456 amino acids.
GCAACAUUGUUAUUUUAUUUUCAUAUUCCGUUGUUGAGUGUUGACUGUUGUUGAGCGGUGGUUUUUAAAAGCUUUCACGUUCAAUAAGCAACAAGAAAAAAUUACUGAAAUGAAGAUCGAAGAAGUAAAAAGCACCGCUAAAACACAGAGAAUAUCAGCGCACACCCAUAUAAAGGGACUUGGAUUAGAUGAAAAUGGUGUACCCAUUCAAAUAGCAGCCGGUCUCGUGGGCCAAGAAUCAGCGAGGGAGGCUGCAGGAAUAGUGGUUGAUAUGAUCAGGAGUAAGAAAAUGGCUGGUCGUGCUUUACUAUUAGCCGGACCACCUGGCACUGGUAAAACAGCGAUAGCACUUGCUAUAGCGCAGGAGCUAGGGAAUAAGGUACCUUUCUGUCCGAUGGUUGGAAGUGAAGUAUACAGCACAGAAAUUAAAAAGACAGAAGUUUUGAUGGAAAAUUUCCGUAGAGCAAUAGGACUGCGAAUAAGAGAAACAAAAGAAGUCUAUGAAGGCGAAGUAACCGAACUUACACCUGUUGAAACGGAAAACCCUGCUGGUGGCUAUGGUAAAACAGUGUCCCAUGUUAUAAUAGGCUUAAAAACAGCCAAAGGAACAAAACAGUUGAAAUUAGAUCCUACUAUCUAUGAAUCAUUGCAAAAAGAAAAGGUUGAAGUGGGAGACGUUAUAUAUAUUGAAGCAAACUCGGGUGCUGUAAAGAGACAAGGCAGGAGUGACACUUUUGCAACUGAGUUUGAUUUAGAAGCUGAGGAAUAUGUACCAUUGCCUAAAGGUGAUGUUCACAAAAAGAAGGAAGUUGUGCAGGAUGUAACAUUACAUGACUUGGACUGCGCCAAUGCCCGGCCUCAAGGUGGACAUGACAUUAUGUCUAUGAUGGGACAAUUAAUGAAACCAAAAAAGACCGAAAUUACAGACAAGUUAAGAAAGGAAAUAAAUAAAGUAGUUAAUAAGUACAUAGAUCAAGGAAUAGCAGAAUUAGUACCAGGGGUCUUGUUCAUUGAUGAGGUACAUAUGUUAGAUAUAGAAACAUUUACCUACCUACAUCGCGCAUUAGAAUCCGCGAUUGCACCGAUAGUUAUAUUCGCUACAAAUAGAGGGCGCUGUCAAAUAAGAGGAACUGAAGAUAUAAUCUCUCCACAUGGAAUACCAUUAGACCUUUUAGAUAGACUUCUAAUUAUUAGGACAUUACCAUAUAAUAAAGCUGAAUUAUUGCAGAUUUUAAAAUUAAGAGCAGCAACCGAAGGUAUUGCAAUUGACGAUGACGCUCUCGCUGCAUUGUCAGAAAUUGGCGCCAACAGCACACUUAGGUACGCGGCGCAGCUGCUGACGCCGGCGGCGCUGUCGGCGCGCGCGGACGGCGCGACCCGCAUCGCGCCGCCGCACAUCGAGGCCGUGCACACGCUGUUCCUCGACGCCAAGUCCUCGGCGCGCAUCCUCACGCAACAUUCCGAUAAAUACAUGAAGUAAACCUGCGUCCGCGAUACUCGGAUACUCUCGGCGUGGAGUCGCAGUGCAUAGGUUUUGCAGAAGGAGACGAGGUUGCCAUUGGGGAAAGACACAUUUUCUUUAUUUUGUAUACUUUUCUUUGUAUGUAAAGGCGAUAAAAUACAUUAAAAUGAAAUAGCUUUAUGUUGGAUAGGUUUAUGCAUAAGUGCAGUUUUGUUUACAUUAAGGAACUGUGAUUUAUUUUUAUGUCGAUUCAUUUUAUUUUCAAUCCAAAUGCGUUAUGUUAGACGACAAUAAAACAGAUGUUUAAUAAAUAAGUUUAAUUAUAUAAAAA